AUGGGAAGAUUGCAGGGGAAGGACCCUUUGGCGGAGGCACUUCGAGAGGCAAAGGAGUUGCAGGAGGAACUUGAGCUGGAAGAAGCGGAUGUAGCGCAGCUGCGGAUUCAGGCAGAUUUGGCCCUCAAGCAGAAACAUCAGUGGGAAGCGCAACUAGAGGUGUCACGCAGUUGCAUUCAGAAGCUGGAAGCCAAGCUGUCCAGAACCCGAAAGGCCAAGGCCGAAGGCAAGUUCGGCAACAGCGAGGCGAUCGACGCGGUGUUUCUGGUGGAUUCACCCUGCUCUCUGGGGCGUGAUUCGAACAGCAUCAAGCGCGCCAUGCCGGGCCCCGUCCUUCCGAACGCCGCGGUGCGUGGCAACGAAGGCUAUAGCGAUGGCAAGUGCAGCCCCAAGAGUAUGCCCAAGGAUCUGCGGAGCCCGGGGCGACAGGUGCCCCGCUACCGGAGUGCUAUGAUGGAGUGCUCCCCCCGCAGCCAGAAGUCGGGCAAGUCGGGCAAGGGAUCCCCUGAGAAGAAGCAGACGCGACGCCAGCGCACUGCCAUGCUCUUGGCCGAUGGGACUCCGAAAGCAACCGCGAAUGCCGCGCGAAUGGAGCACUCACGCACCGCGAUGCUGGUGGCCAGUAAAUCCGUGGCGGCGGAUUGUGACGACGGCACCCAAUCCACGGGGAGUUUGGUGAGUUUCGUCCAGGGCAAGAUGAAGGGCUUCGUGGAAUCAGCGGACAAACGCUUGUUGAAGGAGCUUGAGGAGUUGGUCAAGCAGCGAGAUCGACUUGAACGUGAGCGAGAGGCUCUUCGCCAGCAAGCAGAAGAGCAUGAUCGCGAGGUUCAGAGCUUCGUUCAUGUCCUGCGGGCCUUGCCACAGGCCAAGGUCAUGCCGGAGGUGCUCAAACAGGAGGUGAUGGAGGCGGAGCAGGAGAUCAAGGACGUGACCUUCAUUGCCAGGAUCAGGGACGCCAUGGCGAAUCGAUCACAACCUUGGCAUUGCAGCUGGUGCAAGAAGGAUAUCAAAGGAAGUUAUUCCAAUUGCGGUUUCUGUGGUGCUCACUGGACAGAGUGUCAAUCGCAGACUCCACGCUCAGCGAGAUCAGGAAAAUCCCCAAGACGCCGACAACAUGUCCAAGAAUGGCCAUACUCUGGCGAUUGGGGGCAAGAGACUGGAGAGGGCUAUUACCAGAGUCCUUGGGCUGGCCAUACGAGAUCAGCCAAGUCUCCCAGACGAUUGCCAAGGAAGUCUCCUGCUCGACCAAACCAAGCCAGGAAGGACAAGCAGAAGAAGAGCUCAGCUCGAGAUUUGCCACCAGAGGAACCCGAAUGGGAAUACAAUCAAGAAGGAGCUCCUGCCCCCACCAAUGCCAGUGCUCCCAGUGCUGCCGAGCAGACAUUGAAGGAACUGGCUUCUGCUGUCAAGCAGAUGGAGCAGCCUCUUUCGGCAGAUGUUCAAAGAGCUUUAGCCAAUGCCCAGAAGGCAGUUGUCGUCGAUCCGACGAUCCAAUUGCAGAGUGCAGCGGCGAAGUUGCGCAAUGCCCGAGAUCAUCUUUUACAUGCACGUCGAGCCAGACAGAGUCUUCACAAUUCAUGGGCCAAAUUCAUUUCAGAAGCUGUUCAGAGGUGGAACAAGCAUAUGGAAGACUUCGAAGCUCGCGAUGCAGACCACGUGCAGGCCAUUCAGGAAGCCUUGGACAAGUACCAAGGCGCCAAAGAAGCCAUGGAACAGUCCAAGGAGGCUGUCAGUGCCUGCGACAUCAACCCUGUGGAAGUGAACGAUAUCACGGAAGAAGAGCUCAUGACCGAUGUCACUCCGAGCAUCCAAGACGAUAUGCGUGCCAUGAUACAGAACUUCGACAAGAUCAAAGCCAGACAAGCCGAGACCCUUGCAGGAGCGGCUGUCAAGAAGGAGCCGAAUUUCACAGCUCCUUGGGCUGCCAUUGAACGUGCCGUUGAUCAGUGCAUCGAUGUCUAUGGCAUCAUUGCUUGUUCCAGGCUUUUGGAAGGGUCCAAUUGCCCAUUGACUGAUCCACGAGCGUCAAGCAAAGCUGCCCCUGUCAUUCCGAAGCGAGUGACUUUCACAGAUCAAAUUGAAUUGCUCUUUGGGAGCGACUUUGAACCUCUAUCUCAUACAAAGAUGACUCAUGAUGAGCUUCAAGCAUGGCGAGGGAAACCCUGGACACUUCAUGUGGAUCCUGUUGAGUCAGUUGUGGAACCGCUGUCAUUAGUGGCCGUGUCGAUCCCAACUGAUUUCACCAGGGAAAAUGUGUCCUGUGGCUUGAUUUCGGCUCCUCAUGACCAGGAUGCGUGUCAUGCACAGACCGGUGCUGCAUCAACUGAUCCUACAUUUGAGGCCAUUCAGGAGGUCACAGACUCUGCCUUAUAUGACAUGGACCAAUCAUGGCAUUUGCAACUUCGAGUAGCAUGGCGAGAGUUUGCCACAGUCAAGGACCCAGAUGAAGGGCGCACGAUGCCAGUGAUUAGCUGGUAUUUACAUCAUCAUGAUGCUCCUCGUUGCGCUUCAUCAAGAUCUUUGACGCUUGAUCGCAUGGAUCACUUAUGGCUUACAGAUUUGAGAGAGCUUUGGGCUGAUCACAUCCGAGCUGGAGAAGUCUUGCACAUCACAGGGGUGAUUCCAACACCUCCCAGAGACGACAGUCAGCCAUAUGCUCCUCAUGUUAUCUUGACACAAGGGCUCCAGCCUGAUCGGAUUGGCACCAUCAUGACAGCUUGCUUCAUCGAAGACCAUCGUACGCAUCUUUUACAAGAAGCAAUUUCUUCGCCACCUAUGAUGAGUGGCACAAGAGCAGUUGACCUACUACGUGUAGAUCAUGUUGUACAAGGACGUCGAUGGGUAGCAAGGUCUGGAGUUCAAUGGUUUGACAAUCAUGAGUUAGAAGAAAUUCCUGAUGGCAUCAGCAUCGUCGUUGACAUUCGUGUGCCAAGUGAUGAACCAGACGCCACAUCUUUUGCAGCUUGGUCUCGAGCCAAUUAUCCUCCAGAUCAACCUGUUUUCAUGUUGCCACGAGUUGUUCAACCUGAAGGGCUUCCUCCAGAUGACGUCACUGAUGCGUCCAGCUCUGAUGAAGAUGAAACAUCACCAGGAGUUGAUUGGCGUUUUGUGCAUAUUUACCGCACUCGUCAUCGAGUCCAUCAUGGACAUUUACCAUGGGAUGAUGCUUUUGAAUUUCAACAUCGUGUGUCACAGAUCACUGGAGCUCAUGAAGAUGACAUUGCGUUUUGCCAUCAUGUUGAGCAUCCACCGCAAGAUCUUCAAGCUGCCCAUACAGAAGUUUUGUUGAUGCAAUCGGUGUCGGAUCUAGCUAUUGGCUCGAUUCAUCGGCUGGUAUUGGUUGACAUUGAAUUUCAUGAACACCCACCAGCCACGGAUCAUUCUACUUCUCGGCGCUGCCUGUCUCUUCCUCAUGUCACUCAACGACGAUCGCUUCUUCGUCUGCUUGGGUUAGACAUUUACUGUGAUCGAGUUCGGAAAAGAUGCGCGAUGUGGCUCAAUAAUGAGGUUGUCCCUCUGCAGCGGCAAAACAGCUUUUACCUUGAGCACGGUGACUAUCUUCGCAUAGCCAUACCGCCCCUGCCUUCUGCAGAUGCAGCAACAUCCACACGAACAUGUGUCAGCCAUUCGAGACCAAGAAGCCAUCGACUACGACGACAAGCAGUCGACCUUCGUGCCCGACUCAGUCAUGAAACUGGCAUGACAGAUGUGGAUGCUUAUGACCAGCCCAGUCGACGCAAUGAGCCAGCAGAUGAUGACCUUUCUUUGAUCCAAUAUGACAUUGGUCAGUUUCGGGCACUUUUGCCGACCACCACUCACAUGUUAGCCACUGAGACCGCCACCUUAGUCAGCAACUCGCAUUGUGGCAGAUCCUAUGCCAAGUUUGUUGCCAAACUUGAUGAUGCGCCAACAGAACAGGUUCAACAAGCUCGUGACCAUGUGUUGAGGCGUGAUCCAUUACAAGUGCAACUUGCUGGACAACCGGAGUUUAUUGGAGAACUCCUCCAAGCUGUCACACAAAGACUCCCGCACUUUGGCACGACUCUGUCAAAUGCCAUCUUUGUUGAAACUUGGUUCAGUGAUCAUGUCAGGCGUCCUCACAGUGGCAUUGGACGAGUGGUUCGAUUAGAAGCUGACUUUCGCACUUGGUAUACAGCCAUUGUCAUGGCACGGGAAGAUCACAUUGACCCAUUCCAAGCUCUGGCUUGCUACAUAGCAGAUCCUCAACCUGAUGGAGGUGAUCCUGAGGUCAUGGUGCAUUUGGUCCUGGUUCAACAAGCGCAACCAAACAGAGUCACGACUUUGGUCUCCAUCUCUGACACAGCAGAGGACCCGUGGCACCCGAGAUUGAUGCAAGCUUUGCAAGACAUGGUCUGUUGGACUGAUGAAUUUCCUCUUGGCUUCUCUUUCUAUACAGAUGGGUCGGCCAAAAGAGGAUCCACCCAAGCUACAUCGGCAGUGGUCUUGCUUGUGCACACUGACUCUGGCCUUCGGUUGGGUGGCUAUUUAACCGCAACUUGCAUUGGCACACACACAGCGCCUCGAGCAGAAGCCACAGCUUUGCUGCUUGCAAUCCGCUGGUGUUGCCAUCUCCAAAUUGGUUUUGCCUAUCAUGCAGCCAAAGUUGAAUUCGCAUUUGAUUGUCAAACUGUAGCCGGAGUUGCACAGGGUCAAUUUGGUAGUUCACACAAUAGUGACCUCCUUUUGCCCAUUCGAGCGCUUCUGCACUGGCUUGAAGUUUCCACUUUGGAGCCUUUCAUUUGGACACAUUUGCGAGGACAUAGUGAUCAUCCUUGGAACGAAGCGGCUGAUACGCUCUGUCAUCACGCCAGACGUUACGGUGCCACUGUCAAUGACAUGUUCUUGUACCAGCAACAAUGUACAUUUGAUGAUCAGGAUUUGGUGCCUAUUCAGUGGCUUUGGAUGAUUGAGAAAUCCAUGCAGGGUGCCGAUUCUGCUCCUCCGUUGUAUGACUCACAUUGGCACUUCAAUAUUGCACAGCCCCUGAACUCGAUCCCGAGCGUUGCACAACAGCCCAUUGCUCGACGACGAGAUGUACAACCAGAUGGUCCACGCAUCGUCAAGAACAUGAUCUUACAGAUUGCUACUGCAAACGUCUUGACUUUGUUUCCAGGACAAGAUCAUGCAUCCCAAUACAUGAGUGCAAGAGCUGAAGGUUUAGACAGCUGCUUUCAUGAACUCGGUAUUCAUUUUGUUGGUUUGCAAGAAACACGAAGUCGACAAGAGGGCCAUGUGAAGCUCCCACACUAUCAUGUCCUGUCCGCCCCAGCGACUCAGCGUGGCAUUGGAGGUGUCCAAUUGUGGAUUCAACACCAAGUUUGUCAUGGAGAUGUCACUCUCAAAGUUGAAACUUCUCAUCUCCACAUCCUUCAUGCUACGGCUCAACGCCUCAUUGUCAGGUUUGCAUGUGGUGGCUUGCGGCUUAUUUUUGUUGUUCUUCAUGCACCAGUUGAUCAAGACGAAAGAGUCCUACAAGCAUUUUGGAAUGCAACCACCAAUGCCAUUCCAGCACAGUAUCGCUCGUGGCAUCUCUUUGUGUUAGCUGACGCCAACAGCAGGCUAGGCUCAGUUCAGUCGGAUGCGGUAGGUGACUGGCAGGCAGACGAAGAGAAUAUCAAAGGUCAACAUUUCCAUCAAUGGCUUUUGGAACAAUCACUGUUCUUGCCCCAGACCAUGCAAAACCAUCAUUUUGGCAAAGCCGACACCUGGACACAUGCGACAGGCACCAAAGCGCGAUUGGACUUCAUUGCAUGUCCACAAGAACUUGGCUCGGAAGCAAUUGAAACCUGGGUUGAAGAACGCAUCGACCUUUCUAUUCAGCGAGAAGACCAUGAUUGUGUUCGUGCUCAAGUUCCUAUUUCAUUUGCUUGUUUGUCUAAGACCCGCCAAUUUCGACAUUUGCUCAAAACUGAGAUUGCACGUCCCACUUGGCACACGGACGUCCAUUCACAUGCAGCAGCACUGCAAAAUUGGCUUGGUCAAUGCCCCCGACCAGCCACUGUGAUGCGCAAGCAGCACCUGACGCAAGAGACAGUGAAGCUGAUCCAAGCUAAGCGGCAUCACCGGCAUUGUCUUGCCAGACUUCGUCGACAUCGACGUGAUGCCUUGAUGAGAAGCAUUUUUCUGAGCUGGAGGGAUCACCAGGUUGUUCAUGACGAUCUCACCCCAUGGCUCCGAGAAUGUGAUCAACAAGAAGCCAAGCACCUUUGGGCUCUUCAAGACUUAGCAAUGCGUGUUGUGACAGCAGUCAGGCAAGACGAUCGAGAAUUUUACGAGCAAUUAGCUGUCCAAGCAGGUCAGGAGUCGCAAAAGGGAUCAAGACAGUUAUGGCAGGCGAUUAAAUUCGUCUUACCCAGAAGCAGGGCCAAGCAGCGAUCGAAUCUCUGCUGUACGGGCCCGACGGUGCAAGACAAAGCCCAACACUACAAUCAGCUUGAAGCUGGACAGCCAGUGCCAUUCGAGCACUUGAUCUCUACAUGCUGGCAAGCACAACGUGAGAACAUUCAUGAAGCCUCGGGCAUCGAUGCAGUGCCACCAGCUGUUCUGCGAGAGCAUGGCCCAGCUUUGGCUUCAGAUAUCACAUCACUCUUUCUCAAAAUGUGGACUACUGGUGCUGAGCCAUGGCAAUGGAAAGGCGGUUUGAUCCAUACAAUUGGAAAAAAGCAAAAGAGCCACCGUAUCGAAGACAUGCGUGGGAUAGCUUUGUUAGACGUGUUAGGGAAGAUGUCCCACGCGCUUCUGCGAGCUCAAUUGAUGCCCACACUUCUUCAAGCCAGAGCACCGCUGCAAUUGGGCGGCUUCGCCAAACAGACAACCACUUUUGCCACCCAUUAUUUGCGUGCCCUUGAGCAGUGUGCAUCCAAGAAGGCUUUGUCCACUUGCAUCAUUUUCCUGGAUAUUCGUAGCGCCUUCCACUCCUUAAUACGUGAGACGGUAUUUGAUCUUGAUCUUCCAUUACCACCACGUUUAGUUGAAGUUUUGCGCUCAGCAGGAUGUGAUCCUCAAACUGUGGCCGAACAAUGUGCCCAGCAGCGUAUUGGUGCGACCGUGACACCGGCUUUAGUCCGCUUGUUGAAGGAUGCCCACACCCACACAUGGUACACGCUGGCUUCAUCCGAUGAGGUGCAUCAUACCCACCGUGGAAGUAGACCAGGAUCGCCUUUGGCUGAUGCGGCGUACAACGCCCUUAUGAUUGCUGUCAUGACCGACUUGCAAGCGAUCUUGGACAAUCAGCCUCAGCUUCGUGCUGCACAGGCGCAUCUAGGUAUGCCUUCUCCCAUCAUAGCUUGGAUUGAUGAUUUGGCUUUGCCUUUGAUUUUUUCACAUGCUCAUGAGGUUGCCACGGUGACGGAGGAAGUGAUGCAGAACGUGGAUCAGGUUUGCCGCUCAUAUGGGCUCAUUUUGAAUAUGAAACCCAAGAAGACAGAGGCAGUGGUUGCAUUUCGUGGCCCUGACGCCCCCAACAUGAGACGUGAUUGUUUUGGCAAUCGACAAGGUGUUCUAUGUGCCUCAUUGCCCGAUGGUAUCCUUAAAUGUGUGCCACGUUAUGAGCACCUUGGCACCAUUUUCAUGGCAGAGGGCGCAAUCGAUGCAGAGGUAUCACACCGACUUGCUCGUGCCACCCAUGCAUACCACCAAGUGCGCAAACCUAUUUUGAUGAACCGGCACAUUGCCACUUCCACGAGAUUGAAGCUUUUUGAGGGACUUGUAUUGCCGGUUCUGUUUCACGGCAGUGGCAACUGGCCUCUGUUAUCACACAGAACCUUGCAGAAGGUCCAGGGCCUUUACAUGAAAUGGAUCCGUACCAUUUGUGCCAACGGAUUCUGGUCUGCAGAUAUGCUGUCGGACCAACAGCUCUUGAUGUAUUGGCAACUUCCACCCAUUACGUUGCGUCUGGCCAAAAUGCGUCUUUUGUACGCUUUUCAUUUUGUCCAAGAUUGCCCGCGACUGAUCGUGGAUGUUGUCACGGCCACGCCUGAGCAUUCCUUAUCAUGGAUUCCAGCCCUGCGACAUGCGUUGGUUUGGUUGGCCCAGAUGGAUAGCACUCUUUUCAUGUGGGAUCCACUACAUGCGACGGUGGAAGAGAUCUUUGCUUGGUUGGCAUGCCAUGUUGACAGUGGCCCUCGUCUUGUUCGACGGCUGUAUCAUCGUGCGCUUCACCAAGGUCGUGUGCUCCAUAAGGUUGUGCAAGCACAUUGGCGGCUGCAACAACAUUUGCGCUACAGUCGACAGAAGCGCAAUGGAUGCUAUGAGCAAUUGACUUGGCGACGUGCACCAACAACUCAGAUACCAUUGAUCGAUGAGCUGCCGGCCUCAGAUCGGUACCAUCGCCAACCAGUCAUGGCUGUGGCUACGGUGCCCACUCAGUCAGAAGUAACGAUGCUUUCUCGAGCUGAUGCUGAUCAAGCCUUUUUUCAAUGUUGGGACGCAGAAGGCCUUCCACGUGAUUUUGACUUGACACUUCUGACUUCGAUGAAAUCAGCAUUUGACACUACGCUUCUGACUCAGCUGCUCCCCACUGUGAAUGACGUUGACCAGAUGUUUUUCAACAUUUUGCAGACGGCAGAAGAUGAGACUUUGACCGCAGGGAAUGGAGCUCUUGGCGAAUGGGCUCUAUGUGUUUGGAUUCUGGAUUCUUUCUGGUGUUCACGUUUUCCUGCUCUUUCUGCUGAUGUAUUUCAACGUUUAGAUGGGGCUUUGCAGCAGUUCUUGGAAGAUUCUCACAUCGGAAGAUUGGUUUGCUGGCAACGUCGCAUGGACUCUGCAUUUUGCCCUCGUGAGUCCGCUUGCCCCCAGUUGACCUUAUCCAAGGCUCUGGAACCAAUAUUUGAUCCUUGCGCUUUGCAAAAUCAGCUUUUAGAGGGUGCUUUUGCUGGUGAUUUUGUUUUUCCCCUAGCUGGUCAGGUACCCUUGUGUAAAAUUAAUGAUUGUACAGUUAUCUUAAUUUUGCACUUGUUCAGCGGGCGACGCCGCAUUGGGGAUUGCCAUUGGUGGCUUCAUUGCUUAGCCGACAAGAUCUUUCCGGAUUACCCGGUCGUGAUGAUCUCAGUGGACACCGCCAUUGACGAGGUCUAUGGUGACUUGUCCUCCGGUGCCAAUUUCGAUCAAAUCCUGCAGCUGGCUCACAAGGGUGCCGUGGCCGGGUCUCUCACUGGACCCCCCUGCGAGACAUUCAGUGCCGCCAGAAAUUUGCAGAUGGAACAACAGCAGGGUCCGCGCCCUCUUCGGACUGCUGCGCAACCAUGGUGUCUGCAGGAUCGCACAGCGCGCGAGCUUCGCCAAUGCGACACAGGCUCCGAAUUAUUGAUGAACUCCUUUCAGCUUGAGGCCGAAGUGGUUUAUGCAGGCGGUGGAGCUAUUAUGGAACACCCCGCUGAACCUCCAGAUGAACACAAGGUUUCGGUCUGGCGUCUCGAGUGUCAUCGACAGUGGUGCAUGAAGCUCCCUGGUGCCUGCCAUCAUCGCAUUGAGCAAUGGCUCUACGGAGCCAGUGGCGUAAAGCCCACCAACCUUCGUGCCCUGAAUUUGGGGCCACCGAUCACAGUUGGGAAGGCGCUGAUUUCUGGCGCUGAGCCGUGGCGUGUGCGACCUCAACAAGGAUUGAAGGGCAAAGGUGCAGACGGUAAAUACCGUACCGCGCAGGCCAAAGAGUAUCCGAGCGCACUCUGUAGGAGCUUGGUGGUAGCACUUUUAAAAGGGCUACAAUAUCGCAUCCAUACAGAUGGAGUGCGUGUAGUGGAGGAGGAGUUGCUGCAAUGCCAGCGAUGGGGGGAGGAGACAGCAGAGCAACAGGAAGUUUGCGAAGAGCAGGCAAGGAGACUCCAAGAGGAAAUGACUGAGAUGCAGCGCGAGGCCCUUGCAGCGAAGCAAGAGGAAUCUGCCGUCAGAGAAGAGGCAGCUGCCAGGAAGUUGCAAUGUGCUGAAUGCUCCAUGGCAUAUCGAAGACAGCAGGUCACCAAGGCUAACCUCACGCGACAGGUGCGUGACCUGCAGGUCGCGCUGGCCCGCGUUCGGGGUGAAGUCUCCGCAGAGCAGGCGGAACAGAAAUCUGUCAAUGCAGAACUUGAAGCGAAAUGCCGCUCCUUACGCCAGGAGGUGGAAGAACAUGCGGCGCUGCGCAGCAAGGCCACCCAGCAGCGCCACGAGAGCGAAGUUGCGACGGUCCAACUGGAGGAGAGCACUGCCCGCAUCGCGCUGCAACUGCACGCGGACGAAGAAGCGCAAGCGCAGCUGCAGGCGAGCCUGACCAGCAGCCAACGUUUUGCGGAGCGACAGCUGGCGGAACUCCGAGCACAGGAGUUGGUAGGAGAAGCUCUGACGGAAGAGGUGAUGAAAGGCCGGCAAAUGGAGGAGGCGCUACGUAGCGAGCUACGACAAGAACGCCAAGAAGCACAAGAGGCCAGUAGCGUUGCAUUGGCGCUGCUGUCUAUGCGUCGCCUAAAAGCUGAAGAAGCCAGAGAGGCUUUGCUGCAGUGCAAUGAUGCCUUGGCAGCUUCUGACAAAGCUCAGGAGGAGUUGGCUCAGCGUCAAGAUCAACUGGAGCAUUCCGCCAGGUCCUCUCAGAAGAUGCACGAGAUGUUAAUGCAGCGAUUGUCCACGGUGCACGACAAGGUGAAAAAUGCCGAAUCAACUCAUGCCCAAGCGCUCAAGGAACUGCAAGCCGAACGGCGAGAGCAGUCCAGGCUGAACCAGCAACUCGUGACAGAGUCAUCCAUGUAUGGGCCUCAGUCGAGUCCAACCUUAGGAAGUUUCCUCGCUCCCGUGUGGUUCAAGGGUCCCCAUGUCCCCAUGGCGCCGAUGUGGAUCCGGCUUCCAAUGCUGUUGCUGGUAGGAGUCGAUGGAAACAAGCAGGAAGGAACGCAGUUUCUAAUGACCUUUCUGCCUAGAUUUCUGAAGGAAAUUGGCGCGACCACGGACUUUGCGCCGGACUCGGUGCUUAGUGGCUGCUGGUCUGAGUGGGGGUCAGCAGAAUUUCAGGCCAACAUCACCAGAUUCAACGACCUCCUCUCUGGUCCUUAUGACCCGUUGCUAGCCAUGCGUGCAGGGCUUGGUUCUUUAGCCCAGUCACUGGUGGCAGUCCUUGAAGGUCUCCAGGAGUGCCAUCCUGCCGCAGCUUCACCAGGCAUAGCCUUGGCACUUCAACUGCAACGACUAGUGGCAGAAGGUCGGUUGAACGAUGGUUUCUGUCCUUUCACUGGCAAAAGACAGAUCACGAUCGGCGGUGCAGAGGUCAGUGAUGAGAUGGUCCAGUUGCAGAAGUCGACCAAGGCAAAACGCUUGGCUCGCCUCUUAGGAAGGAUGCUCUUGAAGGUUCAAAGGGAGGGCGAUGGCCCGGACCCCGCUGGUGCAACGCCCGUGAACUGGGAGAUGCGCCAGGCCAUGUUUGGAGGUGACUUGGAAUUGUGAGACGUCCAACCCCGUGGCCCAUCAAGUCCCAGACACGGGCACUGGGUCGACAUGAACAGCCUGUCAUCCUGAGGCUGCAGGUCCCAAUGCUGGGUGGCCAGUCAGGGCUUGGACACAUGGUACAUUCGAACGAGGGUAAGCGGCCCCAAGCCAAUUUCGCAGCUGCAAGUUCAGCUGCGCCCUGAGUUGGAUGGGUCAUGGAACGGAAUCUGGCAAGAAAUCCGUCUCUCAGAACCGACCAAUCGAUACCUAGAAAAACAA
Molecule: messenger RNA, 11688 nt
Organism: Cladocopium goreaui
Lineage: Eukaryota; Dinophyceae; Suessiales; Symbiodiniaceae
Source: the annotation of a GenBank genome assembly